Messenger RNA from Perkinsus marinus ATCC 50983, 1732 nucleotides. RefSeq names its product dynein heavy chain, putative. The annotation marks the transcript as partial. The record is from RefSeq and is a predicted model, not a curated record. Gene Ontology annotation, molecular function: dynein intermediate chain binding; minus-end-directed microtubule motor activity; dynein light intermediate chain binding. Gene Ontology annotation, biological process: microtubule-based movement. Lineage: Eukaryota; Perkinsozoa; Perkinsida; Perkinsidae. The transcript is spliced from 8 exons. Gene Ontology annotation, cellular component: dynein complex.
AUGGCCUUGAGGAACCCCGGCAUGAGGGAGAGGCAUUGGGAGGCUGUAGGGCAGUUGUUGGCCCGGGAGGACGAGGAACCGGUUAAGGUUGGUCCGAGCUAUGCUGAUGAUAAUAUGGAUGGGAGCACGAACUUCAAUCUGGAGGCACUACUGGGCAUGGGCAUCCUCAAAGUGACGGAUAAGGUAGCGGAGGUUGGCGAGAGAAGUGCUAAGGAGUUCAGUAUUGAGAAACAGCUGAGAGGCAUGCAGGAGGCUUGGCAAACGGUCGAGUUCGACUGUAGAGAGACUUAUCGUAAUACUGGUACUUACAUAUUGAAGGGCUCUGAGGAAGCGUCGAUGCUACUGGAUGAGCAUAUAGUGCUCACUCAAGCAAUGCAGUUCUCCAUAUUCAACAAGCCCUUCAAGGAGGAGAUCGAUGCCUGGGCUACUAAACUACUCUAUGUGUCGGAGUGCUUGGAAGCGUGGUUGAAGGUCCAACGUGCAUGGAUGUACCUCCAACCCAUCUUUGAUUCGCCCGAUCUGAUGGUGCAGCUGCCUAGCGAGGGUAAGAAGUUCAAGUCGGUGGACCACGUGUGGCGACAAGUGAUGGGUCGGGUGGCGAAGGACUGCAAGGUUAUCAAUGCUUGCUCACAAGAGGGGCUCCUUGAGAAGUGGACCCAAGCUAUCGAGGACUUGGAGUGGGUUCAGAAGGGCCUUGAAGACUAUCUUGAAGUCAAGAGAGCGGCUUUUGCGAGAUUCUAUUUCUUGUCAAAUGACGAGCUGUUGGAAAUCCUCUCUCAAACUAAGGAUCCUACUAGGGUCCAGCCUUUCCUCUGUAAAGUAUUCGAGAACAUGGCCAGUCUGGCAUUCAAUGACGACCUCACUGUAUCUAGUAUGAGCAGUCUAGAGGGGGAGAACGUAACGUUCGUAGAGUUACUCUCGACGGCUGGUUGCAACGUUGAACACUGGAUGACGGAGGUCGAGAAAGCCAUGAGAGAGGCAGUGAGAGCAGCGCUGUAUAACGCUGUGUUGACGUAUGUAGACGUGCCUCGCACAGAGUGGUGUGUGAGCCAUCCAGCACAGACCGUCCUCAAUGCCAGCCAGAUACACUGGACGUCGGAAGUAGAGGUCCAUAUAAAGGAGGGGACUGUUGGUCUAUAUGCUGAGCAGCUCCAUCAGCAGCUGAUGGAUCUGGUGGCCCUCAUUCGGGGCGGUCUGACCAAACUACAGCGGACAACAGUUGGGGCCUUGGUGGUUAUAGACGUCCAUGCUAAGGAUGUCGUGGAGAAGCUUAAUGAGGAGGCUAUCACUUCUACCUCGGCAUUUGAGUGGAUCUCACAGUUGAGAUACUAUUGGAAUAAAGAUGAUACUGGUAGAGAGAACUGUUGGGUUAUGAUGGUCCAGACGGACUUCCCCUAUGGGUACGAGUAUCUUGGCAACACCUUCCGACUUGUAAUAACCCCACUCACUGACAUGUGCUAUAUGACUCUAAUGGGAGCCCAAAGCCUCAAUCUAGGAGGGGCGCCUGCUGGCCCUGCUGGUACGGGAAAGACCGAGACCACCAAGGAUCUUGCUAAGGCCCUGGCCAAGCAGUGUGUUGUAUUCAACUGCUCUCCUGAGAUGGACUACAUUAUGGUUGGCAAGUUCUUCAAGGGUCUUGCCUGUUCUGGAGCAUGGUGUUGUUUCGAUGAGUUCAAUCGUAUCUACAUAGAAGUGCUCUCCGUGAUAGCCCAGCAGCUGUUGGUCCUAUUUG